Messenger RNA from Lathyrus oleraceus (garden pea), 1122 nucleotides. RefSeq names its product eukaryotic translation initiation factor 4 gamma-like. Lineage: Eukaryota; Viridiplantae; Streptophyta; Magnoliopsida; Fabales; Fabaceae. The record is from RefSeq and is a predicted model, not a curated record. The coding region runs from base 1 to 1122 and encodes 373 amino acids. The transcript has 2 exons.
AUGCACUAUCUGCAGGAUUUGGCAAACCAGGGGGUCGAUAUCUCAAACUUCUCUGUGGACUGGCUACCAGAACAUCCACCAAAUUUCAUGAAAAGGAUGCGAGAAUCAUCUGAAAGAAAGAUGAAGAAGAAAGCUCAGAAGCUGGGAGAAACUUCUGUAUCUAGACCUCAUGUGCCUCUGGUCUCCUCCUCUCCAAGUAAGUUUUUGCCUUCUGACUCUCCCUCUAUUCAUUUAAGGCAACUUUCUUCUUCCCUACCUCUACCCUCUCCCAUUUACACACCCUAUGAACCUACACCCUCCACCACUAAGCCCUCUGAAACACCUAUUUCUAACCCACCAUCACCUCCCCUUCAAAAAUUUAACCUCACCACCAUAAGUCUUCCCAUAUCUGAAGCUCAGAUGUUCAACGAACCCAUAUCACCACCUUCCUCAACACCUUCAUCCCCACCUUACUAUACCAUCGCCUCUUACUCUGAGCCAUCUGACCCCCAAUCUCCAACUCUAGCUCAACUUCAGGCUUGUUCCCUUUCCGCCUACAACCAACCUGAAUCAGAAACAAACAUUCCAUCACAGUCUGAACAACCAUCAUUACCUCCAUCUGAACCACACAUUGAAACUCCCAUUGAAAACCCCAUCACCCAUCACUCUAAACCUCCCAUUGAAACCAUCCCCUCAUCACCAGCACCUACAUCUCCCGUCUCCGAACCAGAACCCACCUUUCCCACCCUUGAAGAAGCAAUAGACUUAUUUGUUGAGUCUUCAAUGGAGAAGAUCAAAUCACUAUCUGAAAACUCUGUCCGAAACGACUUCAUCAGAGAAGCUGGAGAGAGGUUGCAGGCACGUUUAGCCAGAGAGGCAGAAGAGAAGGCUAGAAGAGAAGGUGAAGAGAAGGCUCAUAUAGAAGAAGAGAAAAGAGCAAGAGAAGCUAUAGAGAAGGCCACUGCUGAAGGCUCAUUCUGGUUUCGCUCCUCUCGUACUGAAUACUCUGUAAGAGCUACAGAAGGAGCAGCAGAUAGUGAGAGCCAGACUGGACCAACAGGACUCUGUCAACUCCAACAUUCAAAACCUGCUGACUCAGUUGCUUUAGAGGAUGCCACCGCCUCCGAACACUUAGGAACUUAG